CCAGCUUGUGCGACCAGGUUCUUAAGAACACAGCCACGGUCAAAGAGAGUUUAUCUGGACCCCAACAUGAUCACGACGGUCGACCAGCGCAUGAACACGACCAAGCCGGACAUCUUGUCCCCAAAACCCACAUGCCACACAUUCGAUGCUUCCGCGGAUGGCUACGGUAGGGCCGAAGGGGCCGGAACGCUGUUCUUGAGCCGCCUUUCGGACGCUAUCAGGGAUGGCGACCCGAUCAGAGGAGUCGUCCGCUCCUCAGCUGUCAGCACGUAGGUGUACUUGACAAAUUAUUCGAGCCUAUCCGUGGACAAAUUCGGG
This is a messenger RNA of Colletotrichum navitas, 318 nucleotides long. RefSeq lists its product as uncharacterized. Gene Ontology annotation, molecular function: fatty acid synthase activity. Gene Ontology annotation, biological process: fatty acid biosynthetic process; secondary metabolite biosynthetic process. The transcript has a single exon. The record is from RefSeq and is a predicted model, not a curated record. Bases 67 to 273 code for a protein of 68 amino acids. NCBI's taxonomy places the organism in Eukaryota, Fungi, Ascomycota, Sordariomycetes, Glomerellales, Glomerellaceae.